This is a messenger RNA of Aegilops tauschii subsp. strangulata, 2952 nucleotides long. RefSeq lists its product as uncharacterized. Gene Ontology annotation, biological process: protein phosphorylation. The record is from RefSeq and is a predicted model, not a curated record. NCBI's taxonomy places the organism in Eukaryota, Viridiplantae, Streptophyta, Magnoliopsida, Poales, Poaceae. Gene Ontology annotation, molecular function: ATP binding; protein kinase activity.
CUCUUCUGCUCCCCCGCUUCCAAAAUCCAAAUUCGAACAGCGCGCUGCCAAAAGAGAAGCCAGCACGCCGGCGGAAGCUCGAAGCCUGACUGCGCUCCGCGGAUGGCGGCCGGCGAGCCGACGCGCGCGGCGGUGGUGGUGGCGGCGCGGGCCGCCGCCAGGGAGGUGCCCCGGGCGGCGGCCGCGUGGGCGCUGGCGCACGUCGCGCGGCCCGGCGACGCCGUGCUCAUCCUCGUCCUCAUGCCGCCGCCGCCGCCCGCCGCCGCCUCCGGUAGAAGGCCGUGGAGCUUCCCCUUCUUCGCGGGGGCCUGCGCCAGCGCCCACGCCGCGGCGCCGGCGCAGCGCUCCGACGUCUCCGACCUCUGCGCGCAGAUGACGCUCACCCUCCGCGACCUCUACGACCCCACCAAGGUGAACCUGAGGGUGAGGAUCGUCGCCGGCGCGGGCCCCGGCGCCGUGGCCGCCGAGGCGAAGCGGGCGCUGGCGAGCUGGGUCGUGCUCGACAGGGAUCUCAAGGUUGAGGAGACGCGCUGCAUGGAGGAGCUCCAGUGCAACAUCGUCGCCGUCAGGCGCUCCCGGCCCAAGGUGCUCCGGCUCAACCUCGCCUGCUCCACGGAGGAGACACGCCCGGAGCCGGCAGCUCCUCCGCCCCAGCCCGAGCCCAGUGCUUCAGGUGAUGUGGAGCACGAGAUGGUCUCGGUCCGGGAACCCGCCGUGAAGACGCCGAGCUGCAUCCCGGACUCAGAGACGCCGUCCGGCAGCACCGACGACGCCGGAGCGUCCUCCUCCGUGUCGACCUCGGACCCCGGCGCAGCUUCUCCACUGUCUGCUUCCUCUGAAGCCGGCAUCUGCAUCUCUCUGAAGAAGAAGGAAGAAGCAGAGGAUGUGAGAGCGUCCUCCGUGCCAAGUUCUUCAGAAGAACCGGGCAUUUCUCCAUUGUGUGCUUUAGAAGAAUCAGGCAUCUCUCUGAUGAAGAAGGAAGAAGAAGAAUCCGAGGAAACAUCCUCUGUGUCAAACUCAACAAACCCAGGCAAUUCUCCAUUGCGUGCUUCAGAAACAGACAGCAGCUCUCUGAAGAAAGAAGAAACCAGGAAUGCCGAUGCAACCUCUGUGUCAAGCUCAACAGACCCUGCAACCUCUCCAUUGUUCGCUUCAGAAACAGACAGCAGCUCGCCGGAGACGGAGGCGUUCGACGAUUCCACCGGAGCAUCCUCCGCCGCAAGCUCAGGCCAUGGCACCACUACAGUUUGUGUUUCAGAAACAGAUAGUAGCCCUCUCAAGAGAGCAGCAGCCAAUGUACUAUCUGGCCCUGACAGUGAAGCUUCAGCUCCAACUCCUCAGGCAGCAUCAGCAGCAGCCUCGCCGUCACUCCAGCCAUGGAUGGCCGACAUCCUGCAGCGACCCGCCGCAUCCCCAAGACCAACACCAACCCGCCGAAGAACCCCGACGGCGGACGCGCUGCUGGAGAAGAUCGCCAAGCUGGACCUACUGACCGAGAUCAGCGCCGUGAGGAGCAGGUCCGACCUCAACUUCAGAGGCAACGUCAGGGACGUCGUGUCCCUCUCCCGGACCCCUGCGCCGGGGCCGCCGCCGCUCUGCUCGGUGUGCCAGCACAAGACGCCGGUGUUCGGGAAGCCGCCGCGGUGGUUCAGCUACGCCGAGCUGGAGCACGCCACCGGCGGCUUCUCCAGGGCCAACUUCCUGGCCGAGGGUGGGUUCGGGUCGGUGCACCGAGGGGUGCUGCCUGACGGCCAGGCCAUCGCCGUCAAGCAGCACAGGCUCGCCAGCAGCUCGCAGGGCGACGUCGAGUUCUGCUCGGAGGUGGAGGUGCUCAGCUGCGCGCAGCACCGGAACGUCGUCAUGCUCAUCGGGUUCUGCGUCGAGGGCAAGAGGAGGCUGCUGGUCUACGAGUACAUCUGCAACAGAUCACUGGACACUCAUCUCUAUGGCCGUCACAAGGAGACCUUGGGGUGGGCUGCCAGGCAGAAGAUCGCGGUCGGCGCCGCCAGGGGGCUGCGGUACCUCCAUGAGGAAUGCAGGGUCGGCUGCAUUAUCCACCGCGACAUGAGACCGAACAACAUCCUCGUCACGCAUGAUUUCGAGCCACUGGUCGGCGAUUUCGGCCUGGCUAGAUGGCAACCUGAUGGGGACAUGGGUGUCGAUACAAGAGUCAUUGGCACAUUUGGUUAUCUAGCCCCUGAAUAUGCGCAGAGCGGGCAAAUUACGGAGAAGGCCGAUGUCUACUCGUUUGGAGUUGUUCUUGUGGAGCUUGUCACUGGACGCAAGGCCGUCGAUAUUAACAGGCCCAAGGGCCAGCAAUUCCUGACUGAAUGGGCCCGGCCAUUGCUGGAAGAGCACGCGAUCGACGAGCUCAUCGACCCGCGCCUCGAGGACCGCUUCUGUGAGAACGAGGUCUACUGCAUGCUGCACGCGGCGAACCUCUGCAUACGGCGCGACCCGCAUUCGAGGCCGCGAAUGUCCCAUGUUCUGCGCAUCCUGGAGGGCGACAUGGUGGUGGAGUCCGGCGGCUGCAUCUCCGCGCCGAGCAGCGACGCCGGGAGCAUGAGCCGCCGCAUGCUGAGCGACCGGCUGCACUACCAGGAGCAGGGCAGCCCGGUUCGGUCCGAUUCGCAACGUGUCGGCGGGGUGAACCGCUCCCUUGAGACCACCCUGAGGAGCGCCUGGGAUGCUCAUGUGCAGGGCCUGUCUAACAGGUUCUGGUACCCUUCAGCAGCUGCCGCAGACUGCAGCCAGCACCAAAGAUGAUGCAAUGUGUGCUGCUCUCUGCAUCUGUGUAACCAUGUUAGCUGACUUGAGAUGUAGUAACUUUUUGCUGCUACUCUGUUUAUAUCAGUGGAGUAGAUAGUAUAGUAAUAGUGUUUUACUACAUUAUGAUGAGCCAUGGGUUAGCUCUUCUUUAUAUGGAUGAACUGAGACAAGUGUGAUGAUGUA